Molecule: messenger RNA, 1993 nt
Organism: Dendronephthya gigantea
Lineage: Eukaryota; Metazoa; Cnidaria; Anthozoa; Malacalcyonacea; Nephtheidae
Product: dopamine receptor 2-like
Exons: 2
Coding region: 214-1350 (378 amino acids)
Biological process (GO): G protein-coupled receptor signaling pathway, coupled to cyclic nucleotide second messenger; chemical synaptic transmission
Cellular component (GO): dendrite; membrane
Molecular function (GO): G protein-coupled serotonin receptor activity; neurotransmitter receptor activity
Source: RefSeq, a predicted model, not a curated record
GAACCAACCAGGAUUAGACCUAACGGCUUUUUAAUAACCGGUCCUGAGUGUUCUGUGUUUCCUGUUGCUGAGAUUUUAAUUAAUCCGACAGUAGAGUGAAAAUGAAAUAGAAACGAAUGCCAGUGUUAAAAGUUAAAAUGAAUCGAGAGGAGACAGCCAUACACUACAGAACAGUACACAUCUUUUAAAUGCACGUGUGGAAGCAUUUCUAGAAUGGAGAAUAACACCACUGAUGCCAUCAUCGUAAAUCCCGCAUUGUCACAACAUCCACCUCCAAAUCAAACAGCAGCGCAGUUCUCAAAAGAAAAGACAUGGUUAGCUACAUCGGUAAUAUUGAUCGCCAUGAUAAUAGCCAUCGUAGUCGGCAAUGUCCUGGUUUUGGUAACAACCUGGCUUGAUAAACGUCUUCAUCAACCAAAUAAGUAUUUUGUCGCCUGUCUUGCUGUUGCUGAUCUACUUGUUGGUGUCUUCAGUGUUCCUAUCAGAUUACAUCUCCACCUUAACGAAACAACUCUUGCCCCAAUUUACCUUUGUCGUUUCUGGACAUGGAUGGAUAUUAGCUGCGAAGUCGCAUCGAUUGCUACCUUAACGAUUAUUAGCAUUGAUCGUUACUUUAAAAUUAGUCAUCCGUUCGAAUACAGAUCGCGAAUGUCGACCUCGAGAUCCGUAUUUAUCAUUUCUACGAUUUGGCUCAUAUCGGGGGUCCACGCCACUUUGGGACUAUUUCCAUACGGCGACAGUCAUGGCGUGGUUGCAUUGGUUGGAAGAGGAUGUAUUAUUGAUAAUAAAAUCUACUUGACCGUCACCAGUGCCAUAUUCUUCUUCAUACCUUUGUUGAUCAUGCUCGUCAUGUAUUGCCUUGUCUUCACUGUUGCGCAUGCGCAGCAAAAACGGAACCGAAAGGGAAAAUUGGGCAGAACGAUGUCUUCGCGAAGGAGGAAAUCCGUAAACAAGGAAUUUUAUCAAGAACUGAAAACCGUUCGAAUGCUUCUUCUUGUUGUUGGGGCGUUCACGAUUUGCUGGAUGCCUUUUUUUGUUCUAUUUUUUCUUGUCACUUACAGCCCAGAAUAUUUGCCUACCAGCAGAUAUUUCCAACAGAUUCUAGGCACCAUUUGUAUUGUCAUUUUACCAUCGCUCAACAGCCUUUGCAAUCCGGUGAUAUACGCCUGUUUCGAUCGAGAAUAUAGCAGCGCUUUCAAAAGAUUGUUCAAAAUGGUGUUGAGUUGUAAAAUGUCCUCCGGAAGAGAGAGAUAUAGUUCAGCGACUCAAAGUUUGAGCCCUAAUACUCGUUCAAAUGUGGAAACUCAAAUUAUUUUUACACCAGCAGCUGGUUGCUCAAUGCUCGAUUAGGGCCGACCGUUGCAGCAAGUUAGAUUUAAAUUACUGUUCUUCUUUAUGUAUGUAUAUAGAAAAUAUAGCUUUCAUUGAACAGUAAACAGGGUCCUUAAAAAGUCACGAUCACUUUAGUCAGCAGACGUGCGUGUUAUUGUCGCCCACACAGAAUUUUUUGACGGGCAAGUAGGUUCAAUUGGAAAACACCUGCAGUUGGUCAGUUUCAUAAACCUUACAUCUUCCUGCAAAAUUUGGUGAGGAAAAUUCAUCCCGGGAAAAACUUGUUACAUUUUGUGGAACAAUUUGAUUUGAAGACUCGCAUUGAUCGUUGGUCAACCAACAGCUUGUGCAUAGAACUGGCCACAUGCAGGCCCGAAAAAAUGACGAGUUUACGAGCAAAAUGACAUAUGCUAUAAAACAAUGUAGAAUUCUUUAUGAUUGGAUAAUAUAUGAAAACUGUGUGAUAUGCCAAAACGAAUAUACCAAAUAGGAAUUGACUGUUAUUUUAUGUCAGGAUACAUGGCGAGCGUUAAGUUACAUGGACUACGCGAGGCGCAAAUAUACUAUGCCAUAUAUUUAGGACUGGCAUUAUUGUAAUUUACUAGGAGGCAUAGAAAACCAGUGUUAUAUAUGAAUGAUAAAUCGAAAUUAAAUCUGAAUG